Fonticula alba is the source of this 810-nucleotide messenger RNA. RefSeq lists its product as hypothetical. Gene Ontology annotation, cellular component: eukaryotic translation initiation factor 2B complex. The transcript is spliced from 6 exons. The coding region runs from base 1 to 810 and encodes 269 amino acids. Gene Ontology annotation, molecular function: translation initiation factor activity; guanyl-nucleotide exchange factor activity. NCBI's taxonomy places the organism in Eukaryota, Rotosphaerida, Fonticulaceae. Gene Ontology annotation, biological process: translational initiation. The record is from RefSeq and is a predicted model, not a curated record.
AUGGAGCGCCCAUCGCACUCGAUGUUCACCCUGCUCGAUGAUGGGUCGGCCUCGUUGCCCCCGUCGCAGGCGGUGUCCCGGCGGUCAAGCUUCGACGGUGCCGAGCAGCUGUCCCUGGAUAAGCAGAAGCGCCACCACGCCAUUGCCAGCAUGGCCCACGAAAUCGUCGACGGCAUCAUCAACGAUCUGACCGACACCCAGAAGAACAUUUCUCGCCAGGCCCUCCAGCACAUCCACAUGAAUGAGGUCCUCAUGACGUACGGCGCGUCGCCCACCUGCGAGGCGUUCUUCCUGGAGGCCGCCCGCAAGCGUACCUUCCAGGUCCUCAUCGCCGACAGCACCUUCAGUGCCGAGUCCCAGGAGACCGCCAAGCGCCUGUCCGAGAAGGACAUCAACACCACCCUCGUGUAUGAUACGUCCAUCUUUGCCCUGAUGGCCCGCGUCAACAAGGUUGUCAUCAGCGCCCAUGCUGUCCUGGCCAAUGGCGGGAUCAUCGCUCAGGCCGGCACGAACCUCCUCCUCCAGGCGGCCCACCACUACUCAACCCCGGUGGUGGUCCUGGCUGGGCUGUACAACCUUUCCCCCCUGUAUUCUUUCCACCCGCAAAUCCAGAACAUCCUGCUGAAUGCCUCGGAUGUGGCCAACUAUGAGGAUGACCUCCACCCGGAUGUGCAGAACCUCAACCCCCAGUUCGACUACGUUCCUCCCGAGAUGAUCAACCUCUUCGUGACCAACGAUGGUGAUCACUCCCCAUCCUACGUUUACCGCCUCCUCGCGGAGCAGUAUGACUUCCAGGACUACAGUCUCUGA